AGAGGCUUUGUUUACCUUUUAAUUUGAUAUAAUUUCAAACAAACUUACACUCAAGUUGCAAACAUAGUGCAAAGGACUUGUAUACACUCUUCGUCUAGAUUCACCAGUUUCUGACAUCCUGUCCCAUUUGGUUUACUACAUAAAUACACGGUGAUUUCUGAGCCGUCUGCAGGCGAGUUGCAGACAUCAUGCCCUUUACCCCCGCCCCUUAGCACCUGUUUCCUAAGAACACGUACUUUGUCAAUCAUUAAACCAGGAAACUUACACAUCGCUGGUUCUCAGCCCACAUUCACAUUUUGUUAACCGUCUCAUAAUUCCAUAGGUACGGAUAUGGGUUCUUCGAACGGCCAGCUCUUCGUGGUCUCUCACGGCCUGGACGCUUCUGAGGAGGCAUUUUGUCUGCGAUGUUUCCUUGUGAUUGGCGUGAGGUUUUGCGUUUGGGGCUGGAACCACAGGAAGGGGCGGUGUCCCUUCCUGCGUGGCGCCCGGUGCCUGCUGUGCCUGGUCCCAAGGCCAGGAGAGGGCUCUCUACUGUAACUAUAAGGCAUCCCAGGGGAGACACUUGGAGACGAUAUGAGUAUCUGUUUAGGUUGUCACUGUCAAGGUUGCAAACAUCAUCGGUUUCCGAACUCGUCCCGCUGCAUUUACUGGUUGGUGGAGCGGAGCAGAGUGUCGGAAGACUCCUCCUCAUGAGCGAACAGCCCCAGACCGCCGGCUGAACCCGUGAGCCUCGGACACCACUCCACGGAGCCAGGCCAGAGAUGGCGUCCCCCGGGUCUGGCCCACCACCCAGCAGCUCGGCGGCCGCCAAGGAGCUGUCCCUGGCCAGGCUGUGCGCCCAACUGGACCUGUGUCUGGGCUGCUCCCAGUGCACUCAGCGGCUCAACGAGAGCACCUACCUCCUGCGCGGGGUAGAGCACGGCUGUCGCCACGAGAUCCUGCUGGCCCGCUUCAAGCGAGCCACCAAAAAGCACGUCUGGCGCAAGGUGGACCGCCGGCCCAGCUUCCCGCGGCCUGCCCGCUACGAAGUGUGCCGCUACUACAGCCCGGGGCUGGGCUGCCGGCGCCACCACCACCAGUGCACGUUUGCCCGGAGCCCGGAGGAGGCGCUGGUCUGGACCUUCGAGCGCGAGCACGACGUCCGGCGUCUGUGGCUCAAGUGCGAGGUGCAGGGCAGCGGGGCCCAGGGCGACCCGCGCAGCCCGGCCGACGCCAUCCGUGCCGAGUACGGCGGCCGCUUCCAGCUGCUCUGUGCCCACUGCUUCCAAGGCUGCCCGCCACGCCUCUGCCCCGUGGACCCCCAGGGGCGGUGCCCCCAGCACGGAGCCUGCCCUUCGCUCCUGACCCACGUGAGCACCGAGGGCCGCCGCAGGCAGCAGGUGGUGGAGGUGCGGCCGCAGCCCCAGUACGGCCAGCCCCUGGCCUACUGCAGGUCCGUGGGGCGCGGGCGGCCCUGCCGGCACGGGGCGGCCCGCUGCCAGUACGCACACAGCGCCGUGGAGAUGGCCGUGUGGGAGGCAGAGCAGCUGGACGGGCUCCAGAGGCGGGACCUGCUCUCGACCCCCGGCCCCGGCGGGGAGGAGCACACGGCUCCCCACCGCCAGCCCCCGGGAGCCAAGCUGUACUGCCGCGCCUGCCUGGUCACCUGCUGCUCCCAGGAGGCCUUUGAGAACCACUGCUCAUCCCUGGAGCACGCGUGGAUGGUGGCCUUGGACCCGGCCGUGCCCUGGAAACACCGCAGCCCGCCUGCCGGGCUCUCCGAGUUUGAGCUCUGCCCGAAAUCCGGCCUCUGUGAGUACGGGGACAUCUGCACCAAGGCGCAUUCAGACCAGGAGCUUCAGGAGUGGAUCCAGCGGGCACGGAACGUGGAGCUGCGGGAGCAGGCCGCGUGGCAGGAGGGGCUGGUGCCUUACCAGGCGCGGCUGCUAGCCGAGUACCAGCACAGCAGCAGUGAGGUCCUCGUGCUGGCCGGGACCGUGGACGGCGUGUUCAUCACCUGCAGCCAGCCCUUGGUGCAUCGGGCCCAUGAGAAGAAAACGCAGCACAGCUGGAUGUUCGACGUCUGCUCUGAGGAGCCCCUGCUGCACGUGGCGCUACUCAAGCAGGAGCUGGGAGCAGACUUCUCGCUGGUGGCGCCCUGCCUCCCGCCGGGCCGGCUCUACGCACGGGGCGAGCGCUUCCGCGUGCCGGCGGCCUCGCUGGCCAGGUUCCAGGUGGAGGUGCGCGUGCAGAGCACCUCCUUCGGCUCCUUCGAGCAGUGGGUGGUCUUCGACUUUGGCCGCAGGCCGGCGCUGCUGCGGAAGCUGGUGCUGCAGCUGGGCCAGGCGCAGGGCCCGGGGCUCCGGGGGGAGCCGGCACGCGGCCGCCCCGAGGAGCUGCAGCGCUGGCAUGGCGGCAGCCGCCACGUGGUGCCUGGCGUGGAGCGGACCGCCGAGCAGGUGGCCCUGCUGGCCAAGUACAAGGUGCCUGACCUGGCCCUCGACUUCAGCCCCGGCGGCCUGGCCCCAGGCCCCAUCUCCUGCACCAACUACCGGCAGAGGAUGCACCAGUUUCUCUACGAGGAGGAAGCCGUUCGGCAAGAGCUGGUGGCCAAGCUGAACUUCCGGGGCCCGGUGCCCCUGAGGACAGUACUGGAGACGCCGGCCCUGGGCAUGGUCUUCCCGCCGCCGGGGGCCCUCUACGCCGAGGUGCCCACGCCCUCCCCUCUGACGCCAGACACAGACCGGGGCUUUCUGCUGAGCCGGGCGGUCCGCACCGCCCUGGUGGCCCCCGUGCCCGCCCCUGACGACACGGUGUUCGAAGCGCGGCUGGAGGCCCGGGCCGGCUCGGAGAGGGCGCUGUGGCUGCUGCUGCCGGCCCGCUGCUGCGCGGCCCUGGGCCUGCAGCCCGACACCAGCCCCGUCCUGGAGGUGCAGUUCCAGGUCGACCCGCUGACCUUCCGCUUCUGGCACCAGGCGGUGGACGCGCUGCCUGAGGAGCGCCUGGUGGUGCCCCACCUGCCGGCCUGUGAGCUGCCGCGCCCCCUGCCCGCCCUGCCCGUGCUGCGCGGCAACCAGAAGCAGAAGUUGGCCGUGGCGUUCAUUGCGGGCAGCAGCCCCGGGGGCGAGCGGCCCGUCGCCCCGCUGCUGCUCUACGGCCCUUUCGGCACCGGCAAGACCUACACGCUGGCCGUGGCCUCCCUGGAGGUCAUCCGGCAGCCGCGCACCAAGGUGCUCAUCUGCACGCACACCAACAGUGCGGCCGACAUCUACAUCGAGGAGCAUUUCCAUGGCCACGUCAGCAGCGGCCACCCUGAGGCCACCCCGCUGCGGGUGAUGUACACGGACCGCCCGCCCAGCCAGACGGACGCGGCCACGCUGCGGUACUGCUGCCUGACGGAGGACGGCCGGGCCUUUCGCCUCCCAACGCGGGCGGAGCUGGAGAGGCACCGCAUCGUCAUCACCACCACCUCCCAGGCCCGCGAGCUCAGGGUGCCUGCCGGCUUCUUCUCGCACAUCCUCAUCGACGAGGCCGCCCAGAUGCUGGAGUGCGAGGCCCUCACCCCGCUGCGCUACGCCACGCCCCGCACCCGCGUGGUGCUGGCCGGCGACCACAUGCAGGUCGCGCCCAAGCUCUUCAGCGUGGCCCCGGGCCAGGCGGCCGGGCACACGCUGCUGUACCGCCUCUUCCAGCACUACCAGCAGGAGGCGCACGAGGUGGCCCGGCGCAGCCGCGUCAUCUUCCACCAGAACUACCGCAGCACCGAGGCCAUCCUCAGCUUCGUCUCACGUCACUUCUACGUGGCCAAGGGCAGCCCCAUCCACGCCAGUGGCAAGGUUCCUCGCCACCCCCAGCACUACCCGCUCGCGUUCUGCCACGUGGCGGGCAACCCUGAGCGUGACGCGUCAAGGACGUCCUGGCUCAACACAGCCGAGAUUGCCCAGGUCAUCGCCAAGGUGCAGGAGAUCUAUGCCUCCUGGCCCCACUGCUGGGGCCGCCGGGAGCAGAGGCACAUCUGUGUGGUGUCCCACGGCGCCCAGGUGAGCGCGCUAAGGCAGGAGCUGAGGAAGAGGGACUUGGGCCAGGUGUCCGUGGGCAGCUUCGAGGUCCUGCCAGGGCGCGAAUUCCGGGUGGUGGUGCUGAGCACCGUGCACAGCCCGCACAGCCUGCGGAGCCCCGAGGCCCCUGCCCUGGGCUUCUUCACGGACGCCCGCGUGCUCAACACCGUCAUGACCCGCGCCCAGUCCCAGCUGGUGGCUGUGGGUGACGCCGUGGCCCUCUGCUCCUUCGGGGCCUGCAGCAAGUUGUGGAAGAGCUUCAUCUGUGAGUGUGUGAAGCAUCGCAGCGUCUGCCCCGAGGGCCUGUCGCUGGGGCACAUCGAGCAGGCCGUGGUCCACAGGCGGCACUGGGCCCUCGGAGCAGAGCCAAUGCUGGCAGCUGUGGCGCAGGGCACUGUCCCCCAGGAGGGGGCAGCCGAGGGCCCAGCUACAGCGCGCACAGCCGUGGAAAAGGUGGAGCCGGGGGCGGUGGCCCAAGGCGGUACCUUCCUGCCCGGGACCACGGCGGCGGCGGGAGACACGGCCACACAGGCGGCAGAGGCUGGGGAUACAGCGUCGGGGUCUGUGGCCGGGGGGCGCCCGGCAGCGGGGGACACGGAGGUGGAGGACACGACAUCAGCAGAGAGCUCAGCGAGGGGCGACGUGGCCCCCGGGGAUGCGGGAGCAGGGCUGAUGGCCACGGAAGGCAGGGACCCCGAGGACCCUGAGGACUCCGAGUCCGACUUCUGGCCUGACAGCGAGCUCAACGCCGAUGACUCCAUCCUGCAGGAGCUCCUGGACGAAGGCCGGAACGUGAUGGUGACCGUCCGGGAAGAUGGGCUUCUGGACACCGUGGCCGGGUCCGAGUCCCCGCACCAGGCCUGGGGGUACACGAACCUGCCGCGGGCCAAGCUGCGGAAGCUUCUCCGCUCGCAGCCCGAGCGGUACCGCCACUGUGCCUUCGUGCAGGAGACCUUCGAGCGGGCGACGGCCGUCCCGCUGGACGGCGUGGACCCCGGCCCCAUCCAGGUCAGGGGCCGCUUGCGCUGUGGGAUGGCCUUCAGCGGGGACGAGGUGCUGGUGGAGGUCCUGGGCGGAGACAGAGGCACCUCGGGGAGGCUGCAGGGCCGCGUGGUGGGCGUGCUGAAGAGGAAGCACCGGGAGCUGGUGUUCGUGUGCCGCAUGGACGAGUGGGACCCCCGCAUCAUGACCCCCAUCGACGGCUCCGUGACGAAGAUCUUCGUGGCCGAGCUGAAAGACCCCCUGCGGGUGCCCAUCCACCGCGUCCUGCAGGGCCGCGUGCAGCGCGUGGGGCACGAGCGGCUCACCGCCGAGGCGCGGGGCAGCCGGCUCUUCCGAGUGCGCAUCGUCCUGUGGCGGCAGCGUUUCUAUUACCCGCUGGGCAUCGUCCUGGAGGUGCUGCCCGAGGCCAGCACCUGGGAGCGGGGCCUCCGCGUCCUGGACCUGGAGCACGGCCUGGGGGAGCCCUCGCCAGAGCCGGCCUCCACCUGCAGGGCCUCGAAGAAGCACCGGGCACCCGGCCGCCGGGAGGACUGCCGCGGCUUCCUGACCUUCACCGUGGACCCCCAGGGCGCCCGCUACCUGGAUGACGCCCUCAGCGUCCGAGAUCUGGGCCCCAGGUACGAAGUGGCCGUGCACAUCGCUGACGUGGCCAGCUCUGUCCCCAGGGACGGGGCUCUGGACGUGGAGGCCCGCAGGCGGGGCACCGCGUUCUACGCCCCCGACCGGGAGCCGGUGCCCAUGCUGCCCGACAGCCUCUGCCAGGAUGUGCUCAGCCUCCUGCCGGGCCAGGACCGCUUGGCCAUCUCCCUCUUCCUCACCGUUGAGAAGGGCAGCGACCAGCUCAAAAGCCUGCGCUUCGCGCCCUCCGUGAUCCGCUCCGACCGCCAGCUGUCGUACGAGGAGGCCGAGUGCGCCAUCAAGAGGCACCCGGGUGCGGGCUGGGAGCUGCCGGCCCAGCUGGACUCCGUGGAUGCCUGCGUCGCGGCCGCGUGCCACUUGUCCCGGGUGCUGCGCCGGCACCGCCUGCAGACGGACUCCCACUACGAGCAGCCGACCGAGGACUGCGCGCUGGGCUUCCGUGCGGCCCACGUCAUGGUCAAAGAGUACAUGAUCCAGUUCAACAGCCUGGUGGCCGAGCUCCUGGUGAGCAGCGAGCGCACGCGGACGGUCACGCCGCUGCGCUGGCAGCCCGCGCCCAGCGACUGCCAGCUCGCGGCGCUGCGCGAGAAGCACGGGCAGCUGGUGCCCCUGUCGCUGCACCUCCGCCACCACCUGGGGGGCUGCGGCCCCCCCCCGCCGCGGCUCUACCUCCUGGCCUCCCUGUGGAGGCACGUCCAGCUCGCAGCCCGCGCCCACGACGGUGACCGCCUGGCGGACCUCGUCACCACGGACGACGUGCACCCGCCUCUGGCGCCCGUGGGCCUCGACCUCCGCAAGGCCCUGGGCCGCUCCGUGUUCGGCCGUUCCCGCGAGGGUGGACGGCCGGUGGCCGGCCACUACGCGCUGCAGGUGGACUGCUACACGUGGGCCACCUCCCCCAUCCGCAGGUACCUGGACGUGGUGCUGCAGCGGCUGAUCCUGCUGGCGCUGGGCCACGGCGGCUCCGCCUACUCCGCCCGGGACAUCGGCGGGCUGUGCCACGAGUUCAGCUACCAGCACGGGCGCGCCCAGAGCUACCAGCGCCGGGCCCGGAGCCUGCACCUGGCGGUACAGCUCAAGACCCAGUCGCGCAGCAAGCUGGGCUUCGUGGUGGACCUGGAGGCGGGCGCCCGCUGCUUCAAGCUGCUCUUCCCAGCCAACCGCGAGACCCUGCCCGACCCCUGCCCUGUCUUCUACCGCGCCCUGCAGCUGGCCGAGCACCCCUGCUGCCUGGCGAGGCGGCCGGGCCUGCGGCUUUCGUGGCGGCGCCGCGUCUACUCGGUGCAGGAGGGCAGGCCGUGCUCCCCGCCGCCCGGCACCCUGCUGGACCCGCACACCUGGCCUGUGGACGCCGACCUGUGGCAACAGCUGCUGCGGCUGGUGGAGGAGCAGCGGUGGCCCCAGGCGGCCGCCCUGGUGCAGGAGCGAGGUGCGGCGGAGCCCCAGCGGCGGGAGCUGGGGCGGGUGCGGCGGAGCCACUGUGGCCACUUUGUGGAGGUGGCCCGGGAGCUGGGCGCGGGGGACACGCUGCAGGUGCAGCUCAGCGCCACCCUGCAGCGCGGGUUCCUGGCACCGACCCUGCAGCUGUGGACUGUGGCCCCUGGCCUCACCCUCUGCCUGGAGCACGUGGAGAGGCCAGGCGACUGCUUCUCGGGCCAGAUGCCCCAGGCGGGGCGGGACCGGUGUUCGGACGUGGGCGAGCACUGCCGCGUGUGGGGGCCCUUCUGCUCCCUGGAGGCGGCCACCAGCGCGGUCUCGGAGAAUGACUCGGUCACGCUGCAGCACGUGCGCAUAUCCUGGGAGCGCACGGCGCAGGGGCGGCUGCGGGGCGCCUUCUGCCUGGAAACCUCCUUCCUCAGCGAGCACUGUACCGACCUCAGCUUCAGGCACUGCUACCUGUGCGUCCGGCUCGAGGGGCUGCCGGCUGGGGCCGGUGCUGGACCCGGCCAGCCUCCCCCGGCCGCCCCGUCCUCCAGGCCCAGCAGCCUCGGGCCCUUCCUGAGCAUCGACCCCGACACGUACACGUGGGUGGCCCACGGGCUGACAGAAGACUGGGACCUGAGAGAGAGCCAGGCGGACCGGCAGGAGAUCCCCAAGCAGGUGCACUUCUCCAUCCAGCACAUGGCCAUGGAGAAGGUUCCAGAAGAGGUGCUGAGGCCUGGCACCCCAUUCACCGUCGAGGUGCUGCCCAAGCAGCUUCCUGACAUCCGCAAGGAAGAAGCCGUGUGUGGGCUGAAGGACGCGUCCCCGCUGGUCAUCAGCAUUGCCCUGGGCCAGCCCAUCCCUCCGCACUGCCAGCAGACCCUCUGCCGGGGGACCUACGGCAGGCUCCUGGAGAAACAGACGUUCGACCUCCCCGGAGGCCGCCACACGCUGAACCCCAGCCAGAAUGGGGCCAUCAGGGAGGCUCUGAAGAAGCAGUUCACUGUGAUCCAGGGCCCUCCAGGCGCAGGGAAGACGGUGGUGGGCUUCCACAUUGUGUUCUGGUUUCACAAGUCAAACGAGGAGCAGGUGGGGGCCUGUGCCCCCCCCAGUGAGGAGAAGCAGCCGGGGGGCCCCUGCAUCUUGUACUGCGGCCCCUCUAACAAGUCGGUGGACGUCCUGGCAGGACUGCUCCUGAGCAGGAGAACGGAGCUGAAGCCCCUUCGAGUGUACAGUGAGCAGGCGGAGGCUGCAGACUUCCCGAUGCCGGGUGUGGGCGGCAGGGGUCUGCCCAAGAAGAGCCCUCGGGAGGGCAGUCCCAACCAGACUCUCAGGAGCAUCACCCUGCACCACAGGAUCCGGCAGGCUUCCAACCCCUAUGCACCAGACAUCAGGGCGCUUGACGCCCGGCUGCAGAAAGGGGAGAUCUUUUCCAAGGAGGAUCUCAGCUGGUACAGGAAUGUCCUGGGGAAGGCACGGAAGUUCGAGCUGGACCGGCACACAGUCAUCCUGUGCACGUGCUCAUGCGCGGCCCUGGCCAGCCUCAAGAAGCUCAACGUCCGGCAGAUCCUUAUCGACGAGGCCGGCAUGGCCACAGAGCCUGAGACCCUCAUCCCGCUGGUGAAGUUCUCGAAGGCUGAGAAGGUGGUUCUUCUCGGGGACCACAAGCAGCUGCGGCCUGUGGUCAAGAACGAGCAGCUGCAAAAUCUGGGGCUGGACCGGUCUCUCUUCGAGAGGUACCACACGGAGGCCUACAUGUUGGACAUACAGUACCGCAUGCACGAGGGCAUCUGUACCUUCCCGUCCAUGGAGUUCUACAAUGGGAAGCUGAAGACCUGGCAGGGCCUGAGGCGGCCACCCAGCGUCCUCGGCCACAUUGACAAGGAGAGCUGCCCUGUCAUUUUUGGCCACGUGCAAGGCCAUGAACAGAGCCUACUGGUGUCCACAGAUGAAGGGAAUGAAAACUCCAAGGCCAACCUGGAGGAGGUAACAGAGGUGGUCCGCAUUGCCAAACAGAUGACCCUGGGCAGGACAGUGGACCCCAAGGACAUCGCAGUUCUCACUCCCUACAACGCUCAGGCUGCGGAGAUCAGCAAGAGUCUCCUGCGGGAGGGUGUCGCUGGAGUGACUGUGUGCUCCAUCUCCAAGAGCCAGGGAAGCGAGUGGCGCUACGUGCUGGUGAGCACGGUCCGCACGUGCCAGGAAAGUGACCUGGACCAGCGGCCGACUAAGAGCUGGCUUAAGAAGUUCCUGGGCUUUGUUGUGGACCCCAACCAAGUGAACGUGGCCAUCACCCGGGCCCAAGAGGGGCUCUGCCUCAUCGGAGACCACCGCCUCCUGCGUUGUUGCCCUCUCUGGCGUAGAUUCCUGGACUUCUGCGAGGCCCAGCACAGCCUUGUGCCCGCCAACCAGGUGCGAGUUCGGAAGAGGCCAGCCGUGUCUCCCUGAAGAGCCCUCUCCACCUGCCCACCGCUCUCAAGCUGCCAGGACUUGGAGGAAAAGACCGUGCCCUCUUCUGAGGGCUCCCUAGUCAGGCACCGCUCAGGAGCAUCCCGUGUGCCUUCGGUGGGCACUGUGGCCACCCCGCCUGUCGGACUGGGUUUCUGAGGCCAACUGCUGAGCAAUAAUCUCCUUCUGGAGUCUUGGCCUCUCCCCAGGGCAGAGAGCAGGCCAGGCCCCACCAUACCGAUGUGCUGUGCGCCUGCACUGGGGAGGAAGAAUCCCUCUCUCCCUGCCGAGCCUUUCGUCUGGAAAUCUGGUGACAGGGGACAUCUCAGGGGUCAGGGGCUCGGGGAGGUCCUCUGGACCUUCUGGUGUUACUAGGAAGGCUUGGGGUCAGAAGGAAAUCCUGCUGGGGCUACUUUUUGGUUUUUGAGCACCAUCCCUGAGACACUGGGCGCGGCUGUGGAGCUCAGCGUUUCCUUUUUUCCCUUUCUCACUUCCUUCUUCCUUCCUUCCUUCCUUCCUUCCUUCCUUCCUUCCUUCCUUUCUUCUUUCUUUCUCUUUCUUUUUUUUCUUUCCUUUCUUUUCU
This is a messenger RNA of Felis catus (domestic cat), 10131 nucleotides long. It is a transcript of the gene HELZ2, whose product is annotated as helicase with zinc finger 2. Gene Ontology annotation, molecular function: RNA nuclease activity; 5'-3' DNA helicase activity; metal ion binding. The coding region runs from base 762 to 9548 and encodes 2928 amino acids. The transcript has 20 exons. NCBI's taxonomy places the organism in Eukaryota, Metazoa, Chordata, Mammalia, Carnivora, Felidae. The record is from RefSeq and is a predicted model, not a curated record.